GACAAAGCUGAGCUUCUUGUAGAGCACCCUCAACCCACCAUCUCAUAGCCCAACAUCGGCUCCGAAACCCCAUAUAGCCCCCAAUGGCGUCCCGGAGACUAGCUCUUAACCUUUCCAAGGGGCUGCGCGCCCGCGCCGGCCUCAGCAUGCCCAUGCGAAGAGGUUUUGCCACACCAGUUCCGACGCCUGCCGGCACCCAGACAACGACUCUCAAAAAUGGCCUCACGGUCGCUACCCAGUACUCUCCCUACGCGCAAACAUCAACGGUCGGCAUGUGGAUAGAUGCUGGCUCCAGGGCCGAGACCAACGAGACCAACGGAACCGCACACUUCCUCGAGCACCUUGCUUUCAAGGGAACGCAACGCAGGACACAACACCAACUGGAGCUCGAGAUUGAGAACAUGGGAGCACACCUCAAUGCUUACACCUCGCGCGAAAACACUGUUUACUUCGCCAAGUCCCUGAACGAGGAUGCCCCCAAGUGUGUUGACAUCCUCGCCGAUAUCCUCCAAAACUCAAAACUCGACGAGUCUGCCAUUGAGCGUGAGCGUGACGUGAUCCUGCGCGAGUCGGAGGAAGUUGAGAAGCAGCUCGAGGAGGUUGUCUUUGACCACCUCCACGCGACUGCGUUCCAGCACCAGCCUCUUGGCCGCACCAUCCUGGGCCCCCGCGAGAACAUCCGCGACAUUACCCGCACCGAGCUUGUCAACUACAUCAAGCAGAACUACACGGCCGACCGCAUGGUCCUCGCCGCUGCUGGUGGUGUCCCCCACGAGCAGCUCGUCGAGCUCGCCGACAAGUACUUUGCCAACCUGCCGGGCGAGACCGCCAAGACCAGCGCCUACAUCCAGUCCAAGGCUAAGCCCGACUUUGUUGGCUCCGACGUCCGCAUCCGUGACGACACCAUCCCCACCGCCAACAUUGCCAUCGCUGUUGAGGGUGUCAGCUGGAGCGACGACGACUACUUUACCGCCCUGGUUACCCAGGCCAUUGUCGGCAACUACGACAAGGCCAUGGGCAACGCACCGCACCAGGGAAGCAAGCUCUCUGGCUUUGUCCACAACAACGACUUGGCCAACAGCUUCAUGAGCUUCUCGACCAGCUACAGCGACACUGGUCUCUGGGGUAUCUACCUGGUGACCGACAAGCUCACCCGUGUCGAUGACCUCGUUCACUUUGCCCUCCGCGAGUGGUCGCGCCUGUCGCAGAGCGUCACCGAGGCCGAGGUCGAGCGCGCCAAGGCCCAGCUCAAGGCUUCCAUCCUUUUGUCCCUGGACGGCACCACUGCCGUUGCCGAGGACAUUGGCCGUCAAAUCGUCACUACUGGCCGCCGCAUGAACCCGGCCGAGAUUGAGCGCGUCAUUGACGCUGUCACUGCCAAGGACGUCAUGUCAUUUGCUCAGCGCAAGCUGUGGGACAAGGAUGUUGCUGUCAGCGCUGUCGGCAGCAUCGAGGGCCUGUUUGACUACGCAAGGAUCAGGGCCGACAUGAGCCGCAACUUCUAAGUUGUUUGUUUCGAUGAGGGUUGGGAGAAGCGGUUUGCGUGUGAUUAGAUGAGCCAGGAGGAAGAGAGCCACUGUACUAAUAUGUGUGAGUCUCAGCCCCGUUCAGGGUUGAGUUGGGGUUACUUGCUUAGACAUAGAGCAAACGACUCGUCUCGACCAGAAAAUAAGAUAAGCUUUUCUUUGUGUUUAGAUGAGGUCUUUUAGUCGUCUGUUUGUACAUAAACAGUUGGUUUGGUUUGGAAAUACUUGUCAUUCCCUAAUGUGGUUCGUGUUGUCGCGUCCGAGACAGAUGCAUGCCUUUGCUCUCCCUUGACCCCUUUUUCUUAUAUCAUGACAAGGUAUUAUGCCAAAAGCUCCCAUGAUUUCCUGACUGAUUUAUUCUCUC
Messenger RNA from Pyricularia grisea, 1890 nucleotides. RefSeq lists its product as uncharacterized. Gene Ontology annotation, cellular component: mitochondrion. Gene Ontology annotation, molecular function: metalloendopeptidase activity; metal ion binding. The record is from RefSeq and is a predicted model, not a curated record. NCBI's taxonomy places the organism in Eukaryota, Fungi, Ascomycota, Sordariomycetes, Magnaporthales, Pyriculariaceae. The coding region runs from base 84 to 1505 and encodes 473 amino acids. The transcript has 5 exons.